Messenger RNA from Scomber scombrus (Atlantic mackerel), 2668 nucleotides. RefSeq names its product sphingomyelin phosphodiesterase 4 (gene smpd4). The coding region runs from base 152 to 2632 and encodes 826 amino acids. Lineage: Eukaryota; Metazoa; Chordata; Actinopteri; Scombriformes; Scombridae. Gene Ontology annotation, biological process: sphingomyelin catabolic process; ceramide biosynthetic process; glycerophospholipid catabolic process. The record is from RefSeq and is a predicted model, not a curated record. The transcript has 20 exons. Gene Ontology annotation, molecular function: sphingomyelin phosphodiesterase D activity.
CCUGCGGUCAAACACCACCGAAGAAGACGCAGGAGCAGUUUGAACUGAUAGAAAGCUGAUGGAAACGAGGUCUGUGAGAAAGUAGUCCAAAUCUGAAGCACUGCCCGCGGCCAAGGUUGGAUCCAAGUGGACUGUUCAUAGGAAGAGAGAAAUGUCUUACAUGGCUGCUCCAACGUUGCAACAGCCCGGUUUCCUUCUGGCCAACCUGAAGAAUGAUUCGUCCACCAAACCUCUCAUCCUGCGAUGCCAAGAACUGGUGAAGAUCAUAGAUGAAUAUCCUGCAAAGGAGCUGCACACCAUCUUCCCAUGGCUGGUGGAGACAGUGUUCGGUAGUCUGGACGGCAUCAUCGCCGGCUGGAACCUGCGACUCCUUCAUUCACGCAGCAACGAGUACAACAUCGUCCUGGAAUUUCUGAACCCGAGUGGUCCGAUGAUGAAGCUCGUCUAUAAACUUCAAGCAGAAGAAUAUAAAUAUGAAAUACCUGUAAAUUAUCUCCCGGGUCCAGUGAAGGCCUGCAUCCAGGAGGGGGUUCUCCCAGACUGUCCGCUGUUCCACAACAAGCUGCAGUUCCCUCUGUCUGGUCUGCUGAUGCUGAAUCUGGCUCUCAAUCCGUUUGAGUUCUUCAUGUUCAAUUUUGCGUACUGUCUCAUCACGCCAAAGAAUUACCCUCUAGGACAACAUGCCAGCAGCACAGACAGCGCCUACUUUGUGCUGGUGGACACGUACCUCAAAUACUUCCUCCCCACUGAGGGAAGUGUGCCCCCGUCCCCCUUCUCUGACUCCAGAGGCUCCGUCACCGCACCUUCACCCAGAUCGUCCAGUGUUUCUUUUGCUGGUUACGGCGUUCACAGUCCCAGUCUCCUGAAGCAUCACAUAUUUCAUCAGCCUUCAGUUAACGCAGAUCCUGCAGCACAGGAGAUCUGGAGGUCUGAAACACUCCUACAGAUGUUUGUGGAGAUCUGGCUCCAUCACUACUCCUUGGAGAUGUACCAGAAGCUGCAGUCUCCUCAGGUAAAGCUGGCGCUGCUGCAGUACCGCCUCAGUAUGUCCAGCAUGCCGUGCCAACCCCACGCCCCACCAGGCUCUGGGACCCUCCACACCUACCAAGAACCGUUCAGCCCGACAGAGGAGCACGUGCUGGUGGUUCGUCUGCUGGUGAAACAUCUGCACGCCUUCUCCAACAGCCUGAAGCCCGAGCAGCUGUCGGCCUCGCCGUCGGCUCACUCGCACACUCACACCAGCCCGCUGGAAGAGUUUAAGAGAGUGGUGAUGCAGCGUUUUGUCCAACAGAAGCUUUACCUGUUCCUCCAGCACUGCUUCGGUCACUGGCCUCUGGACGCCUCCUUCAGAGCUGUGUUGGAGACGUGGCUGAGCUACAUCCAGCCGUGGAGAUACACCGGAGAGAAGACCAAUCCUCAGCCCGACCAAAACAGAACCGUGCCUGAUAAAUGGGAGUCGUUUGUUCAGGAGAACCUGCUCGUAUAUACGAAGCUCUUCCAGGUGUUUCUGAACAGAGCGGUGAGGACUGAUCUGGUUAACGCCAAAAAUGCACUGAUGGUGUUCAGAGUGGCCAAAGUGUUCUCUCAGCCGAACCUCGCAGAGAUGAUCCAGAAAGGUGAGCAGCUGUUUCUGGAGCCCGAGCACGUCCUCCACCACCGGCAGCCCCGCUACCUGACGCCGAGCCAAGGGGGCAGCUUCCUGUCGUCGCGGCAACGGGUGGUGACAGACAUGGUGUUCAGGGUGAAGAGUCAGGUGUACGCUUUGGAGGGCCAGGACUGCCAGUACAAACAGAUGUUCGGCUCCGAACUCAGAGGAGCCGUUAUGAAGUUGAUCCAGAUCAUUGCACAAGCUCGACAGACGGCUAAAAGGAUAUCGGAUCACUCCAACGAGGUGGCGGCAAACACGUCGUUCCUGUCCUGGUUCGGGUUUGGGUCACCCGACCUCAACAACACGUUCGCCGGGGCCGAGCCGGAGGACAGCGGAGAGGUUCUGAAGAAGACCCACGAAUUCCUGGACAGAGCUUUGGAGAAUUUAUGUCAAAUCUUUAAGCUGAACCAAGGGCAGCUGACUCAGCUCAUAUCCAACCUGGGUUCCUCCCAGGACGACGGCAACUCCAAGCAGCUGCCGGACUGCAUCCACGGAGAGAGCGGACUGAUCCUCACUGACCUGGGCAGGAGGCAGAUAAUAAACGGACUGCGCAGGUUUGAUAUUCACUAUCAAGGAGACCCGGAGCUGCAGCCCAUUAGGAGCUAUGAGAGCGCCCUGCUGGUCAGGCUGUUCUACAAGAUCUCCUCUCUGGUUAAUAACAGGUUCGGAGGUCACAUGAACGCGCUCUGCUCCCGUCCCGACCUCCUGGGCCGCCUGGGUCGUCACUACUUAACGGAUCCUGAUUCGACCGUGAAGGCGGUCCACAGCCCGUUGUCCCGGCGACCGUUAGAGAGGAACCGCGAGCCCAGACUGAGCCUGCGGGUGCUGGCCAGCUACAGGACGCUGCUGCUGCUGCUGCUCUUCUACGUGUUGGGAGCGCUGCUGUCCUUCGGCCCCGUGUCCUCCACCCUUCUCAUCCUCACGGGGGGCUUCCUGUACGGACUCGUCAUGAUGCUUUUUGGAGACAAACUGAAAACGCACUAACGGAGCGGCACGGGGCUCCUGCACACGCCCCCCCCC